AUGCCUAAAAACUUGCAUGGUACUUUUCCAUCAAAACAGAUAUCUCCGGCUCUAGUCCAUGCUGUUACACUCAGUGUUGAUGUUAGAACUGAUCAUGUGCAGAAAGUUACCGAGACUCAGGAAAUUGAUUUGACGACUCCUUGGGCUGCCUCUUCACGCAUGGCCAAUAGGUGUGUGCUUGAUAACAAAUCAUCUUCGUCCCUUACUUCUGUGGCCACAGAUUUAGGAUUGGGAACGUUAUAUACAUCAACGCCAAAUGCUUGCAAGCCAGAUACCACAAGGUUUCAAGAUAAAAUAAAGCAUUUUGAGUGCGUGCCAGAUUCUGCUUCAGCUGACUCUGUUGCUAUCCAGGGAAAUACAUCACACCAGAUUGCUAGAUCUUCCUGCUCUUGUGAGAGAAUUGGAACAGUUACAUGUUUCAGAAGAGAGACCCGUACCAUCGUUUUUCUUAUGUCCAAUACUUCAGGAAAUAAUGCAUGA
Messenger RNA from Lathyrus sativus (Indian pea), 480 nucleotides. NCBI's taxonomy places the organism in Eukaryota, Viridiplantae, Streptophyta, Magnoliopsida, Fabales, Fabaceae. The record is from the annotation of a GenBank genome assembly.